UGGAGGGAGGGAGCUGGGUGCGUUAGCUUGAGACUUAAGACGUAUUUUUAACCUUUUACCUCCUCGUACGAAUCAAAGCGGACCAGCGGUAGUGUGUUGAUAAGUUUAUACGUACGACGAAAAUCUAUUUUAUAUUUCGCCCAACACCCCCGAGCCGUGACGACACAUGAAAACGCGGACGGUUAGCACAACCUGACUAAAAGUUAGCCUGCUUGGCUAGCGGUCGAGCUAACAAGAAGCGCCCCCCCCCUCCAGAAAAAAAAACAAAGUGGCGAAAACGUAAAUUUAGCUUAAACAAAAUUGCGCCUCCGCGUUACGUCGAUAGUAAUGCUGCCCUCGGGGAUUAACUUCAGAUACGGAUGAGAGAAUUCGGGGAUCGGGAAACAAGGAGAACAACUGCGAGUCAGACGACAACUGCUAUGUUGGGGUUGAUUCACUGCUCUGGCAGCUCGUCUGAGUCCCGAUGUUGGCCACAUUCGCUGCUGUGGAGACUUGGGGGCUUCUUUCUCCUAUUUCUGCUGGAAGGGGCCGUCUGCCUCGCCAACCCAAGCAGCGCUCCGGGGUUCAACAAUAACAAUCACCCCAGUGUCAACAUAUACAUGAGCGUGGAGGAAGUGAAGAAGCUGUUGGGCCUGGAUGCAGAGCUCUUUUAUGUGCGUGAUGACGUAGUGAAUCAUUAUGCGCUAUCCUUCACCUUGCCUGUGCCCAGUGAGACCAACAGUCUGCACUUCACAUGGCAUUCCAAGACGAAGGUUGACUACCGACUUGGCUUCCUUGUUGAGAACCCUGCAGCCAUGAACCAACCACAGAGUAACAUCUCCAGUCAGGGGGAGGUGCCCCGUGUCACUUCUGUCUUCAGAGUAGACCUCUUCUGCUCUGGCAAGGUGGAUGGCGAAGCAGUUCUGACAGUGCAGCUCAACCUGACCAUCCAUGCCAACAACUUCACAGUCCUCAACUUCAAGAGGAGGAAAAUGUGCUACAAAAGAAUCGAUUCUGACCCAAAGAUUCCCUCACUUCCCAGCAAUAAAACCUUCCAAAGGCCCGAAUUAGAUGGUGUUAAUGCGCCAACCACCUCCACUCGGGUCUUCUACAUCAGUGUGAGCGUCUGCUGCAUUGUCAUCUUUCUUGUGGCCAUCAUCCUGGCCAUCCUCCACCUGCACAGCAUGAAGAGAGUGGAGAUGGAGGACAGUGUGAGCGACAGUGGAAGCUCCCAAGGUCUUUCCCAACCAUCCACCCAGACCACGCAGUACUUGAGGGCUGACACUCCAAACAAUGCGACCCCUGUUACCAACAACCACCCUGGUUCUGCACCCAUCCUCCAGCUUGCUGCCGCCUCCUUCCCCAACCCUGGUGCCCCCUCUCAUGAAACCAAAAGUUACCCAUCCCUGCGCAUUGAGAAGAAUGACCUAAGGAGUGUGACCCUCAUGGAAGCCAAAGCCAAGGUAAAAGACAUUGCCAUCUCCAGGGAGAGAGUCACACUACGGGAUGUUUUGCACGAAGGCACGUUUGGCCGCAUCUUUCAUGGUGUGCUUUUGGAUGAGAAGGAUCCCAGCAAGGAGAAGCAGGUCUUUGUAAAAACGGUAAAAGAUCAUGCAUCAGAGGUGCAAGUAACCAUGAUGUUGACUGAAAGCUGCAAGCUUCGCGGCCUUCAUCACAGAAAUUUGUUGCCUAUUAGCAAUGUGUGCACGGAAGAGGGGGAGAAACCCAUGGUGCUGCUGCCUUUCAUGGCCUGGGGAAACCUCAAGCUGUUCCUGCGGCAAUGCAAGCUAGCUGAAGCCAACAAUCCACAGGCUGUCUCACAGCAAGACUUGGUUUACAUGGCUAUCCAAAUUGCUUGUGGGAUGAGCUACCUGGCUCGCAGGGAGGUCAUCCAUAAAGACCUAGCUGCCAGGAACUGUGUCAUUGACGACAAUAUGCAGGUGAAGAUCACAGACAAUGCCCUGGCACGGGACCUUUUCCCUAUGGACUACCACUGUCUUGGGGACAAUGAGAACCGGCCUGUCCGCUGGAUGGCCCUGGAGAGCCUUCUCAAUAACGACUUCUCCAGCGCCAGUGAUGUGUGGGCCUUUGGAGUGACCUUGUGGGAGCUGAUGACUCUGGGUCAGACCCCCUAUGUUGACAUUGAUCCUUUUGAGAUGUCAGCCUACCUGAAGGAUGGGUACAGAAUAGCACAACCAAUCAACUGUCCGGAUGAACUGUUUGCAGUAAUGGCUUGUUGCUGGGCCCUGGACCCAGAGGAGAGACCCAAGUUUCAACAGCUUGUUCAGUGUCUCACAGAGUUUCAUGCAGCAUUAGGAGCCUAUGUGUGAAGACCAGCAUAUUUCUAAUAAGCUCUUUUGUUUUAAAGAAGAAAAAGUGGAACACCAGAAGUUUAUGGACAAUACUAAUCUUGGAAAGCAUAUGUGUAAAAGUGUGCCUUAAAAUAGUGAGCAGACUUCUGCCCUGAUAAUUCUAUUUUGUACAGUACUUUGAGAUUUUUGUAUAGAAUACGUUGUUACAGAUAGUCAAGAGUACCCCCCCCCCCAAGAGGUUUAAGGAUUCUUUAUUGAAGUAAUAUUACUUCAAAUGCUUUGAAAGCAUCUAGGGAAAAAAACAGCAGUGGUAUAAUCAUUUUGCCAAGUAGAACUGAAUAGUGAAAAUGCUUCCUCACCAUCAGCACAUCACUGAGGAGGGAGACCCUAAUAGACACAUAAGAACCUUAUGUGCCAUCAAGUAGUUACAGUGAUUUAUAAGGUUUGAGCCUCUUAGAGCUGGGUUUUAUGGACAGUCUUUUUUUUUUUUAUACAGUUUUGUAACUUAGAAAAAAAACAGUGUAAAUUUGGUAUUGUAGAUGUGCUUGGGAUAAGAGUAAUUCCACAGCAGAAUAAUAAGGGUACCAAAGUAGACUCGGGGGGGGGGGGGGGCUUCGUCUGUAUAUGUUCCUAUAUUCUCAACAUGCUGCCUCACUCUGUUUAAGCUCUAGCUUGGUACGGGAGACGUGUCCUGAGCCGCGUUUGUGUCGGAUAUUUGGCAACAGAUGUUCAGAGUCCAAUCUCAGUGGUCCUUGGUUUUCUCUGGAAGACACACAAAAAAUGUGCCACAGGUCAUGUUUUUCCUUUUUUUAUUUUCUAUAGAACUUUGCAAAAGUGUCACUGAAGAUGAUGUGGCGACUGCAUUGUAAGCCCUCAACAUUUUUAAAACCAAACAAACGAACAAAUUGCGGAUGCAACAGGUCACAAAAGAACAAAUGUGCAUCCCCAUAUGAACUUAUUUUUAAGAUAUCUGGAGGGAAUUCUGGUAAAUUUUGUCAGUUGUUGGAAUGCUGACCUUUGUCCUUUUUUAUAUACCCACUAUCACAAACUCCACAAUUUUCAAACAGGGUUAUUAUUGUUUUUCUACUCUCUAUGUUUAAUUUGUUCUGUGUCAGAACACAGCCUUUCACAGGAAUAUUAGAGCAACUUUUGUGAAUAUAGCUGCAAGAAAAAUUUUGUGAACCCUUUGGAAUUACCUGGAUUUCUGCAUUAAUUCUCAUCAGAUGGGGUCUGAUCUUCAUCCAAGUCCCAGUAAUAGACAAACACAAUCUGCUUCAAGUAAUGACCAACAAAUAAAUGUGGUUGUUCUUGUCAAUACUGAAUACACCAUUUAAACAUGCACAGUCUAGGUUUAGACUUCUCCGAAAGCUAACUGGAGUCAGGUAUUCCAAUCAAUGAGAUGAGAUUGGCGGUAUGGGUUGCAGAAGUGCCCUGCCCUGUAAAAAGGCACACAGUCUGCUCUUAAGAAAUUAGCUGUUUGUGAAAACCAUGCCACGAUCAAAGCAAAUUUCAGAGGAUCUUAGAAGAAUUGUGGAGAUGCAUGAAGCUGGAAAAGGCUGCAAAAGCAUUUCUAAACCAUCUGGGUGUUCAUCAAUCCACAAUAAGAUAAAUUGUCUACAAAUGGAGGAAAUUCAGUACUGUUGCUACUCUCUUGAAGGGUGGGCAUCCAGCAAAAAUGACACCAAGAGCACAACAUGCAAUACUUAAGUCUCUUCAUGUGUCCACUAAUUAAAAAAACACUGAAUUUUGAAUGGUGUUCUUGGUAGGACACCGUGGAGAAAACCACUGCUCUUCAAAAAAAAAAAAUAGCUGCACGUAUCAAGUUUGCAAAAGACAAACCUCAUCCCAACUGUGAAGCAUGGUGGAGGGAGCGUCAUGGUUUGGGGCUGCUUUGCUGCCUCAGGCCUGGACAGCUCGCUAUCACUGAAGGAACAAUGAAUUCAUAAUUGUGUUAAGACAUUUUGCAGGAGAAUGUCAGUGGAGCGAUCACUCACCUUAAGCUUAAUAGAAGUUGGAUGAUGCAACAAGACAGCGGCCCAAAUCAUACAAGUAAAUCAACAACAGAAUGGUUUUUAAAAAGAAGAAAAUUUAUUUUUUGGAGCGGCCAAGUCAGAGUCCAGACCUUAACCCUUGUGGCAUGACCUGAAGACAGCUGUCAUGCAAGAAAUCCCAGAAAUAUCAAUGAGUGAAACACUUUUGUAGGGAAAAAAUUACAAAUUUGCCCACUGAGGCAAAUUUGUAAUUUGUGAUAUCAGGCUAUACAAAUAAAAUUGACUUGACUUAAAAGUUUAUGUCACUGUCAUGCAAGUCUGCUCUGCAGCUACAGGAAAUGUUUGGUGGAGGUUAUUACUGCUAAAGGAGUUAUUAAAUGCAAGGGCUCACAUGCUUUUUUCAAGCCUGGACGGUGAAUGAAUAAACAAUGUGUUCAAUAAACACAUGAAAGAUACAAUUGUUUGUGUGUUAUUAGUUUAGGCAGUGGGAUGGUGUAUGAUUAUGGCUUGGAUGAAGAUCAGACCACAUUUUCCGAGUAAUCAAUCCAGGUAAUUCCAAAGGGUUCACAGACUUGUAUUCUUGCAACUGUAACUAGAACACUUAAAGAAUUCACUGUGAAACACAAAACUGCCAAUCUGGCUUGGUCUGAUCUUAAUCUCACACCUAUAACAUCCUUGUGAUGUGUCUUUAUGGUCACUGCAUGUUGAUUUAAAGGUACUUUGUAAACUGCUUCCUGAAUUCAUAUCCACAAAUUAAACAGGACCUGUUAAUUAUAGAGUGGGUAAUGUUUCCCCCCCCCCCCACACACACACAGGGCUAGAACAUCAUGGCCCUGUCUGGUUUCUGCAUUCAAUACAACAUGAUAGGUAUUUUACCUUCUAAUUACUUCCCUGAGAAUACAAGAUCCAACUCGGUAGUAAAAAUGUAUUCUACAAUGGUGAAUCUGUUUAGAUGUUGAUGAAUAUACCGUAUAGCAUAGGCAGAAAGCCAUACCCAUGAAUGUCUGGAAAUCUGUUAGUGGUGCACCCCAAAUUUCUGACGUUGGUAACAAUGAGAUGGUUUUGCUAUUGAUACUUUGUCUUUCUUUCUAGUCAUUAUUGGUCAUAUUUAUUUUUCUAUUUUAGUAUUGGGGUGAAAUUGCAAGAAGACUGCCCUCUUAAUGGAAAGUCAUCUAUUUUAAUUUUUACUUAACUGGAAUGUCUUGGAGCACACCGAUUUCGUGUAGCCUAUACAGUCUGUCCAUCCAUCUGUCUUUCCAUGCAUGCAUGCAUGCAUCCAUCCACCAUCUAUAGUCACUCAAUCCAAUACAGGAUGAGAGAGCUAAUUACUUGUGGCCUUUAGCAGGUCCUGUCAGUUCACUACGGUGAGACGACAAUUUGCUUAUUGUUUUAUUCGGGAUUGUGGCAUUUUAAGCGGUGAUAAACGAAAUUAACUCAUAUAAAACACUAU
This is a messenger RNA of Lampris incognitus (smalleye Pacific opah), 5732 nucleotides long. RefSeq names its product receptor like tyrosine kinase (gene ryk). Gene Ontology annotation, biological process: axonogenesis; positive regulation of kinase activity; multicellular organism development. Lineage: Eukaryota; Metazoa; Chordata; Actinopteri; Lampriformes; Lampridae. Bases 360 to 2309 code for a protein of 649 amino acids. Gene Ontology annotation, cellular component: signaling receptor complex. Gene Ontology annotation, molecular function: ATP binding; protein kinase activity. The record is from RefSeq and is a predicted model, not a curated record. The transcript has 16 exons.